Messenger RNA from Liolophura sinensis, 1797 nucleotides. RefSeq names its product peptidase M20 domain-containing protein 2-like. The record is from RefSeq and is a predicted model, not a curated record. NCBI's taxonomy places the organism in Eukaryota, Metazoa, Mollusca, Polyplacophora, Chitonida, Chitonidae. Gene Ontology annotation, molecular function: dipeptidase activity.
UAAGUGACGGGACUCGUUAGUUAAUAGCAGAAGUUCAUUACCAAAUUAGGUGAUGGACUUCCGUUGAUAGGCUCUGGUUGAGUGUGGCUCUGCACUGCUUCGUACGUUCAGCUACGCACGUGCGGCUUCUUGUUGCUGAGCAUGUGAAAUAGAUAGGGAGGUUAGCCCACAAGUCACAUGUAUAUGUCUGUAGAUUUAGGUACCUGUAGUUAGCUAGUCAUGGCAGAAUUGAAACAUGUAGCUGAUAAAGCAGUGGAUUCGGCCGCCCAAGAUCUUUUCUCUCUAAGCCAAGACAUCUGGAAAACACCUGAGUUGGCUCAUGAAGAAAACUUUGCACACGAACGUUUGACUAAUUUCUUACGAGAUCGUGGCUUCUCAGUGGAAUGCCAGUACAAGGGCAUGAAAACAGCUUUCCGGGCAACACAUGGACCGGAAAACUCUAAGCCGCAUGUGGUGAUAUUCUGCGAGUACGAUGCUCUGCCGGGGAUAGGGCAUGGCUGUGGACACAAUCUGAUCGCUGAGCUUGGCGUGGCCGCCGGACUUGGGGUCAAGGCAGCCAUGGAGGCUGCCGGGGAAAAGCUCGGUCAGCUGACGUUGUUGGGGAGUCGCGAAGAGGAAGACGGUGGGAAAAUAGACUUGAUGUCAGCGGGGGCUCUAGACGGGGUGGAUGCGGCCCUCAUGUCUCACCCGGCCGGGUUUGAACUUCCCCGCCAAAAAUCUCUUGCCAUUAAGGUAUUGACCAUACGUUACAAGGGGCGGGCAAGCCACGCCUCAGCCUUCCCAUGGGGAGGAGUUAACGCCCUUGAUGCUGCCGUCCUCUGCUACCAAAACUUGUCCUGCUUAAGACAGCAGCUCAAACCGGGAUGGCAAAUGCAUGGUGUAAUAACAAAUGGCGGCGCGAAAGCGAACAUAAUCCCGGAAUUGACCGAAUUAAGUUAUUACAUCCGGGCAUCGUCUGCUAAGGAUCUCCUCGAACUCAGAGUCAAAGUUUUCGCGUGUAUAGAGGCGGCGGCAAAAGCUACUGGUUGCACGGUAGAGAUCAUUGAGGAGGGCAUUCCAUACCUGAACGUUAUCCAGAAUGAAACUCUGAUUAAGUCUUACCUGAGUAAUCUGAAGGAGAUAGACGAAGACGUGAGGGCUUCCCCAGAGCCCAUUGUUGGGGGCUCCACGGACAUGGGCAAUGUGUCUUACGUUGUCCCGUCCAUCCACCCGUCCUUCAGUAUAGCCCCAGGGCUUUUUAACCACACUCGGGAGUUUACAGUCGCGUCAGGUGAUGUCUCCGCUCAGGCGCGUACAUUGAUCGAAGCGAAGGUCUUGGCGAGAGUGACACUGGAUAUUUUUCAAAAUCCAGAUUUAUUGAUACAAGCAAAGGCGGAUUUUAGAAACGACCUUGAGGCCAAUGGAGGUGACGCUGUUGAAGAACUGUUAGCAUCAGGAAGAUAAACGAUAAUAUAUUGAAAUAUAUUAGUGAAUAUUGUAUAUAUUAUAUAGUGAAUAUUGACGUGUGCAAUAUGGCAGAAAAGGUGCAAUGUUGGCUUAUUUGAAGGACGUGCACUUAAAAAGAUUGAUCCUUUAUUGCAAACACAUAUCACUUAACUUUUGUUUUAGUAAUGAAUGUAACGCUUAUCAUGGUGAAUAUUAUGGAAGCUGAGCUGGGUACGACGUAACCAAUCUCAGGAAGAUGCACCAUCUGCUUUGUAUAUGGCAUUCAUUCAACAGCUGAAGUUAAUCGGAUGAACGGUUGUAAAAGUUCUAUCGUUAUACCGUUAAGAAACACUCUGUCUUCUUAUGACAGGU